Messenger RNA from Fonsecaea multimorphosa CBS 102226, 1152 nucleotides. RefSeq lists its product as uncharacterized. The coding region runs from base 1 to 1152 and encodes 383 amino acids. Gene Ontology annotation, biological process: amino acid catabolic process. The record is from RefSeq and is a predicted model, not a curated record. NCBI's taxonomy places the organism in Eukaryota, Fungi, Ascomycota, Eurotiomycetes, Chaetothyriales, Herpotrichiellaceae. The transcript has 4 exons.
AUGGCACCGAUCAAGGACAUUGAAUACUUUCGCGUCCCUCCACGCUGGAUAUUCGUCAAGAUCACCGAUUCGGAUGGAAAGACAGGCUGGGGUGAAGCGUCCUUGGAGGGUAAUUCAGAAGCCGUGGAGGGCUGUUUGGAUGGAUUCAGGGAACGAUUCGUGGGGAUGGAAGCCAAUGAGAUCGAAAAUAUAUGGCAACAUGCAUAUCGGGGAAGUUUCUAUCGAGGUGGGCCGGUCAUUAUGAGCGCUCUGGCGGGCAUUGAUAUUGCGUUAUGGGACUUAAAGGCACGCAGGUUGAAUGUGCCCAUAUAUGAGCUUCUAGGGGGGAAAGUCCGCUCGAAAAUCAAGGUCUACACCUGGGUCCGAGGCGAGAAUGCUGCUGCUUGCGCUAAACAUGCGCAUGUCCUGCUCCGAAAGGAGCAAGGAUUCAAGGCAGUCAAAAUGACGGCCACCGAAGAUCUCGGCUGGGUGGAUUCUCCCGCGGCUUUGAACGAUGCAGUUGAGCGAUUAAAAGCGGUCAAGGCGACGGGUGUCGACUGUGGACUGGAUUUCCACGGCCGCGUCCACAAACCUAUGGUGAAGCUGUUGGCGCGCAAGCUGGAGCCUCACGAACCCCUGUUCAUCGAAGAGCCGCUGUUGUCGGAUCACCCCGAAGGAUUUCGGUCUUUGGACACCACGAUCCCCGUCGCGCUAGGUGAACGACUACAUAGCCGCUGGGCGUUCAAGCCGUUCUUGGAGCUGGGCAAAGUGGACAUCUUACAGCCGGACAUCAGCCACGCUGGGGGAAUCUCGGAGCUUCGUCGCAUCGCCACCAUGGCCGAGGCCUACGACGUCUCUCUGGCGCCGCACUGCCCGCUCGGACCGAUCGCCCUGGCGGCAAAUUUCCAAGUCAAUGCCGUGAGUGCCAACUUUUUCAUUCAAGAGAUGAUUCUCGAUCCGAACCAGACCCUGUCGGUGGGACAGGGCGACUUGAAGGGCUACACCAAGAACGCGGAGGUGUGGACGGUGAACGACGGCAUGAUUGACAUGAUGGACGGGCCAGGACUGGGUAUCGAGGUAGAUGAGGAGCGUGUAAGGCAGUCCGCGGUCGGUACCAAAUCAUGGAGAUUCCCCACAUUCAAAGGGCCUGGCGGGGAGCUGCGCGAAUGGUAA